This is a messenger RNA of Dreissena polymorpha, 6956 nucleotides long. RefSeq names its product serine palmitoyltransferase 2-like. The record is from RefSeq and is a predicted model, not a curated record. Gene Ontology annotation, biological process: ceramide biosynthetic process; sphingosine biosynthetic process. NCBI's taxonomy places the organism in Eukaryota, Metazoa, Mollusca, Bivalvia, Myida, Dreissenidae. The coding region runs from base 231 to 1880 and encodes 549 amino acids. The transcript has 13 exons. Gene Ontology annotation, cellular component: serine palmitoyltransferase complex. Gene Ontology annotation, molecular function: serine C-palmitoyltransferase activity; pyridoxal phosphate binding.
GAAAUCAUUCUGUGUGAUUACUGAGUGACUACAGCGUCUGAGUGAUUAUAUGAUGACUUAAAUAAUGAUAUGAAGGAUCAAAGUCAAUACUACCUGAUGAUAACUAUCAUAUGACUUUAGUUUGACACCUUAAAAGUUAGGUUGAAUUUUACUUCAUAUGGUUUUGCACCAUGUAUGAAUAAGCUUAAAAAUAUUCAUAGGAGAGAAAAUUAAAUAAACAGCACAUAAUAAUGUUCAAUUAUGUGGAAGAUAAGUUGAGGGAUGUUUUAAAGGUUAGGGAUAAUGCGUUCGCAAACAACAAAAAGCACGCAAUCAACAAAAAGAAUGGUCGUGAUGGAACGAAUGGUCAUUAUGGCCAUGACUUGGACUGGCGCAGUUCGUGGUGGGAGUCCUUUGAGGAGACGCCAUUGUAUGCGGCUGUGUGGACUUACCUCGGGUAUGGGCUGCUAGUGCUUGUCGGCCAUAUACGAGACUUCAUGAGAAACAUCGGAAUUGAGAGUCAGAAGUCCUGCACAGAACCCAAGCUGCCUGGUUUUGUUCCUCUCUACCAAAGCUGGGAGAGUUUUUACACUCGUAAUUUGUACAGACGCAUCCGCGACUGCUGGAACAGGCCAAUAUGCAGCGUGGCAGGAGAAUACAUGGACGUCAUGGAGAGGAAAACCUACGACAACGGAUGGAAUUUCGAAUUGACAGAUAAGAGUCAGAGGGUGAUGAACUUUGGCUCCUAUAAUUACCUGGGAUUUUCUGAAAACAAGGGACCUUGCAAAGACGCCGUGGAAAUUGUAACAAGUCAAUAUGGCAUCACAUCUGGAGGCAGCAGACAGGAACUUGGUUAUCUGGACAUCCACAAAGAACUAGAUGAUCUAGUAGCCCAGUACCUUGGUGUUGAGGCAGCCAUGACAGUGCCGAUGGGCUUCGCCACAAACUCCAUGAACAUGCCAUGCCUUGUUUCAAAAGGUUGCUUAAUAUUCAGUGAUGAGCUAAACCACGCCUCGUUAGUGUUGGGGUCACGCUUAACUGGAGCAACUAUUAAAACAUACAAACAUAAUGAUAUGGAGGAUUUAGAAAAGAAGCUGAAGCAAGCUGUGGUACAUGGGCAGCCAAGGACCCACAGGCCGUGGAAGAAAAUACUGAUUGUUGUAGAGGGAGUGUGGAGCAUGGAAGGCUCGGUGGUGUGUUUGCCCGAGGUGUUGAGACUCAAGAAGAAAUACAAGGCGUACAUUUACCUCGAUGAGGCUCACAGCAUAGGGGCCAUGGGCCCUCGGGGCAGGGGUGUGGUCGACUACUUUGGGAUCGACCCUCGGGACAUUGAUAUCAUGAUGGGCACUUUUACCAAAAGCUUCGGCUCUGCUGGAGGCUAUAUUGGUGGCACAAGGAAACUGAUCAACCACCUGCGCUGCAAUUCCCACGCGGCUGUCUACAGUCCAUCUAUGCCUCCUCCAGUGGCCCAGCAAAUCAUCUCAAGCAUGAAGAUCAUCAUGGGGAAGGACGGCACUGGCGAAGGACAAAGAAGAAUCUCUCAGCUGCGGGAUAAUGUUCGAUACUUUAGACGGCGACUGCACGAAAUGGGGUUCAUUAUUUACGGGAACAAAGAUUCCCCUGUUGUGCCUUUGCUUCUUUUUAUGCCGGCUAAGAUUGCGUGCUUUAGUCGCGAGUGCUUGAAGAGAGGCCUGGGAACAGUCGUAGUGGGUUUUCCCGCAACGCCUAUCAUCGAGUCUCGGGCUCGGUUCUGUCUCUCCGCUGCACACACCCGGGAAAUGGUUGACAAGGCCCUAGACAUCAUUGAUGAAGUUGGCACGUUGUUGAAGCUGAAGUACUCUCGUAUGGAGGUGCCCCAGUGGUGUGAAGAUGACAAGAAUGCCAAUGUCCCCAUUCACUAACAGUCCAACUCCAUGGCAGAUUUUUUACCAUGUUGAGCGAGUGUUAUGGGAAGGAAGUACUUCGCUGGCCAACGUCCUUUGGUAUUAGAGAAACUAAGGAAGUAAACAUUGACCAAAACAUCCUGUAAAGUUCAGGCUCUUCCAGAAAUAAACAUUGUGAUGUUCAACAUUUAGAAUCAUCCUUUCCUAGCAGAUUGAAAUUUUAAUAUAAGGUGGGAAUAGGAUGGGGGGGGGGGAUUUCUGUAAAACGGGUAAUUUAAAGGAUAUAAGUAACAUUGAAUUCAUGUAUUCAUCAAGGAGAUUUUUGUAAUUAAGUUGUUUGAUAGAAGUGGAUCUUUUUUUCUGAAUACUAAAUAUAUCUUUGAAAAAUAAUUAUCGACGAACAAUACCUAUUCACAAUUAUUUAAAAGGAUUAACAGCCUGAAAUUGUAUUUGUAAUUGUUUGACAUUUUUGUCACAUAAAUUAGUAUGCAAACUGUUAAGGAUAUUACUCUAUUGGAAAAUAUAUGUAUUUAUAAAUGUGUAGAUAAGCUAUAGUGACACUGUUUGUGACAUUCGUCUGUGUUGUACCUGAUCACCUGAUUUUCCCAUAUCAUGGGCAGUGCAGAUGAACUUAAUUUAUUCACAAAAUAUUGAAUGUAUGAUACUUAAUAUGUACUUUUGUCAUUAAAAUUAGGACCAAUGCAUUCUUAGAUUUAUUGCUCAAUUAAUGAAUUUCCUUGCCCAUCUUUGUAAAAAAUCGAACUCACCCAUAUUUGUUAAGGAUUUUUUAUUAUCUUAUUAUUUCCUUUUCAUCUAAAAAAUCUGUGACUAAUUCAUCUUUUAAAGCAGAAUGGAGUGCUUAACAUCUUUUCUGUCGAAGUUGACCACACUAUUAUUUGGACCUUGCUCUGAGGAAAUGGGGCUUAAUGCAUGUGCGUACAUUUCCUUCAAUCACUGGAUUUUCGUUAGAAGCAACUUCUUUUGAACAAAAAAUAAUGUUGAAGCAGAAAGUGUUUUCCCAGAUUAGCCUGUGCAAAUAGUACAGGCUUAUCUGUUAAAACACUUUACAGAUGCAAUAAGCCCUGUUUUCCCAGAGAGCAUCUUACAUCUUUAUUGCAUAAUUCUGCAGGUCAGGUCAUGCAUAGUUCUUAAAAUAAAUCAAAACGAGUUUUUUUUCAAGCACAUGUAAUUCCGGUACCAUAACUAUCAUUUGGAGACCUUUUUACAUAAAAUAUUUGUUCAUAUAGUAUGUUAGUAUUAUAAGUGUUCCACACAUUGUAUUGAAUGUAAUUCAUACCCACAAAUUGCAGGGCUUGUGAUUGAAGAAAUCCAUAUCAUUUUUCUACAGUGUGAACAGAAUGAGAGAAAUUUAAGUGUGAAGUUGUUUAAAUUUAUUUGGAAAUGAUUACCAUAUGCAACUGCUUCAUGAUCAAUCUUUAUGAUGUAUAUCAACACUUUGUGAUUAUUACCCAGAGCAUUUCACUGUUGUUUCCGUGGUUACACAAACACAUCAGGCAAUGUUCAAUGCAAUUGCAACCUGGUUAAAGUUAAACAUUUUUUAAAGCCUUAAUAAUGUAAAAUUCCAAGGCAAACUGGACUUUGUUCAAAAUCGACCAAAAUGUUCAGGAAUUGUUUGAUGUUUUUAAGUUGCUGUUUAGAUUUUUUUUUUUAAAGCUUAAAUAAAAAAAAUAUACCAGGUUGCAAAAUUAUUAUGUUGUGAUAAAAAUAAUGAAAUAAUAAUUUGUUUACAAAUUAUGUAUAUUGAGUAUAUUUUUAAUAUUAAUAUGUUUACCAUAAGAAGUGAUUUUCUUGUUUAGUUUAUGUUACCUUUACUUACUUUUGUGGAAUUUUACUGUACCGUAAAUUGUUAUAAAAAGCUAUUUUGAGCAUGUUAAUUUUACCUGAAAACUUGCAUACUAUUGUAUUAAAAGUGAAAAAGUGAUGUUGAAAUGAGAGCAUUUGAUUUACUACAAAUUAAUAUGAGCUUAGCUCUGGGAAUAUGAGACCAAAUACCUGUGCGUAAAGUAUUGACCUAUAUUAGCCUGUGCAGUCCACAGUGGGUGCAGGCUAAAGUGUUCCCAGAUCGCAGCUCAUAUACUGGUAUAAAAUUAACAAAAAAAAAACAACACUUUAUCAUCAGUGAUAUUGAUGCUUUUCUUUUUUGUUCCAUCAGUCAUUUGAUGUAUAAUUUGUUAAUUGUUUUGAUUGCAUGAUAUUCAACUGGUAAUUGUUUUUUACAUCUUACCAAGCAACAAUUAAUUAAGUGCAAUCGCAAUGCCUCACAACUUGAGAUUUUUUGCAGUCCCAUCGAUUUUCAUGUUAUGAGAUGCUCUUUUCAUGGUCACCUAAUUAAAUGUUUGAAGGCAAGAAUUCAGUAAAGAAGACAUAAAACCGAUGACUUAAUUGCUACAAUAAUCAAUACCAAGUGAAUGCUAAUACUUUUACAGUACUGUAUAGCCUGAGAAGGUUUGCAUGUUGUUUUAAAAUUAUAUUUCUACAAUAUGUGUUACCUGUUUUUCCUUGUUUAUGGAUGGUUGUUUAGUGUUUUGAAACACGCUCUGGUAACACGAGCCCUUUUUUCACAGAGCGCUGCUCGUUUGUAAGCGAAAAAUGGAGAAAAUGUUUUGUGGUACAUGUUGAUAGCACGUUCAUGUUGGUGUUAUUGAUAAAUGGGGCACAUGGUCUGUGCUAUUUGUUCAGCAGAAGGAAUCUCAUAUUUAUGUUACUCUGUAUCAUAUUUAGCGUUCCCUGCUUUGGAGUCGUUUGUGUUUGCAUCUGUAUGAACUAACUUUCAGUAGACAUAUAUUGGUAUACUGAUUUUCCUGAAAAUUUGUUUGUGCGUUUGUUGGACAGUGCCUGUGAGGGACAAGAUCUUGUUAUCAUUGAAGAAUUAGUAUGGAGUCUUUUAUUUCAUUAAUAACUGUAUCUACUUUAUUAUUUAUUAAGAUUCUUUGAUGUAUUUAUUUGCAAUCAAAUGCAGAACAUCGUUUAAUCCAAGGCUUUUGUAUAAAAAAAAGAUGUGAGAAGAGCCUUUUUUCUAAGAAUGGCUGUUUUUUAUAUAAACUUUUUUAUUUAGACACAACGCAUGAUAAAUAUUCUUAAAAUUAAUUUUGACAAGUAAAAUUGCCAAAAGUGUUGGGGAAUUGGGGAACUUUAUAGCCUUUUUAUGUGAAAACUGACCUUAAUGCAUGUGUGUGCAUUGUUAUCUCAGGUUAGGCUGUGCAGUCUGCCUUUACUGGAUUUUUCCUACGAAGAGACUUCCUUUACAUGAAAAAUACCAUUAAAACAGAAUGUCUCGUCCCUGAUUAGCAUGUGCAGACUGCGCAGGCCUUUUUGAGACCAUACUUUUAGUCCAGUUUUCCCAGAACAAGGCUCAUUUUUACUCUGAUCAUUCUGUAAAAAAGUAAGCAAAGUGUGAUUAAAAAACUUGUUAGGAGACAGGAGAACACCAUGUAUGUAAAUAGUUAAUAGAGUUGGUUUAAGCUAUGAUUUCUGUUUUCUGUUAACUGUUAUGGUUUCCAGUUACUUUAAUUGUUUAUUAUUAUAUAAGCACUGUAAUCGGAUAUCUGUCCGGGUUUUCAAAAUUCCAUUUAGCUAUUGUUAUGUUUGGUGUAUAAAGAAGAAUUUGUUGCAUAAAAAAGACUCGUAUUCACAACAUUUAGGUGUUCAAACACAAAAUGAUGGAACGCAUUGUUAAAUUGUCUGAUGGAAAGUCUUUGCAAGUUAUCAGAUUUUUUAUUGAAAUGAUUGUUUACCAUUGAUCCCCCUUGCAGUCCAUUAUUUUUCUUUUGAGGAAUAAAACAACAUCAAACACACAAUAAAUACUCAAAGCAGUUAUCAUUAAAGCACAUACUUAUUGUUUUAAUACAUUUUUAUGGUAUUUUCAUAAUUUAUUUGUUGUUUGCAAUUGUUAACAUAAUUCUUUGAAAUGUCACUUUUCUGUUCAUCUUUUCAUUAAUCAUAUACAUUUAUUUUUGGAUUUUUAAUCAUAUAGUGAGAUUUUUAUGUGGUUAUGUUUCAUGUUAUAACUUAGAAUAUAGUUUGUAUGUAUUACUUGUUAUAUUACCUGUAACACUGGUAUAAAUCAUUUUUGUAAACCUUAUAUUGCUUUCCACCAAUUACUGCAGGUACCAAAUACUUAUUUUGAUUCUUUAUUCAUUUUGCAGUCAGCAUGUCUGUAUACAUGUAUUAGCAUUCACUACUGUUAUUCUGUACGCCAAUAUUUUACCUGUAUUGUCAUGUUCUGUAAAGACUUCAUUUCACAACCUGUACCGUACAAUAUUUACAGUAGUGUCACAUAUAACAGAUUUGCUUUACAAAGUGUGUUUAUGUUAGUGCGUUUGGGAAAUAAAAAACACUUCUAAUGAUUGCAGUUGAAGAACAUUUUGGACAAGUUUGCCUCUCCAAGAUUAAAUGUCAAGUUUGCUCAUGCCCUUAUCACAUUACUUGUUGUUCAAAUACUUCAGAAUACUGCCGUUGAUAUUGAUUUAAUUAUAAAUUUAUAAAAGCUAGUUAUGGUUUUAAUUUAGCACUUUUUUAUCUUUUGUUUCUUUGAUGUGGUUGGCCAAAAAUAAUGAUCAACAAACUACCAUACAACUUCUAAUAACCAAUGAUGUUAGGACAAAUUUUGGGGUGUUCUUAGUCCAAAUGUUCCAACUGUUGUGUAAUGACUGUUGGGCAAAUUCUAAAUUGACUAUUAUCAGAUUCCCUCGAAUGUAUGACGAUGUUGCAUGGCAUGCUCAAAUCACAUUUGAUCAUUAAUUCACAUUUGUUUUUUUUGUAACUUUCAUUUCAAUGCUUUGAUUACAACGCCUAAGAAUUGCUGUGAUGCUUAUACAUGAUUUCCAAAGCUUUUGUCAUCAUAUUUUUUGCCAAAUGAUAAUCAUUCCCAAUUAUUCAUUCCCAAUUUUUCCUAACACGAUGCACGCAAGUCAUGUGUAGUGUUUGCAUUUUUCCCUUCCUUAGUUGAUUGUAUGUUUGCACUUUAGUAUGCAGUGAACAAAUUGUUUAUAUUUAUAUGUUUACACUGUACUUUCUAUUUCUACAAAUAAAUUGUUUCGGUUUAUUUCUUGUUCUAAUAAACUUGAAACGUGA